Messenger RNA from Drosophila arizonae, 2300 nucleotides. RefSeq lists its product as uncharacterized. Lineage: Eukaryota; Metazoa; Arthropoda; Insecta; Diptera; Drosophilidae. The record is from RefSeq and is a predicted model, not a curated record.
CCCAUUUGUAAAAUUUUGUAUGCAGUGCAAAUUUUUAAUAAUAAAAUUUAGUAUUAAAAAUGAACGCGGACACAGAAGGGGACUCGGAAGUCUGCAUAACAUUUGAUGAACUGAGAUGCUUUGAUGUUGAGGACAUACCAACGUGCGUUUCAGUAAAAUCUGCAUUGACAAUAUGCGAGAAAAGUGUAGCAGAUCUUAGCGCAAAAACUGUGGAAGUACUAAGUUUAUGGUUGCGAAAACUACUCAGAGGCUAUUUAAAUGAUUAUGAAUGCAACAUACAGAUUUUUAAGUGUUUGUAUGAGUGGCUGAUGUCUCUGAAGGAUGAUGUGAGUCCUGAGAAUAAAGAGGCCUGCGCUGAUUUUAUUUUAGUUUUAACUGAUGCUGUGGACUUUGCUGAGUGGGCAAAGGUAAAGCUGCUAGCAACUGGCGAACGAUUGAUGCACGUAACAGUAUUCCUUCUCAUGGCAAUCGUCUAUAGCUGCCUUGAAAUGUGCAAUGAGUACCAUGUAGAGGCGCUUAAGGAGCAUGAAUCCAAGGCUAUAGAACUGCAUUUAAAUGUAUUAAAUAUGCUGGGAAAUAUUACAAAUUCAUCCACUCGAGUCCAUCCGCGCGUUACACCACUAUUACGCCACAUGAUAGAAAUUGCAGACUUUCUUAGUCUUAAUCCUACGCAUCUAAAUGCUUUUGUAAAGACCAGCAAGACUAUGACCGCUAUAUGCGCUCACUAUAAUAGCAUGGAGGCCAGCCAGGAUGAAAUGAAAGCCAUGCCUGAGUGGAUGCAGGACACGUUGCUGCAUCUCUGUGAUACAGUGCUGAAUCAACUUGAAACAGUUAAUGAUCAGAGCUCCUCAGUUCCUGAAGAGCAAAUGAAAGUUAUACAUGUCUAUCUAAUUAUGAUACACAAAUUAUUAAGCACUGGAGCUAAACAUAUGGAUACAAAUGUUUUGGAGGGCCUUUUCUUGAUACUGAGUGGAGGUGAAAGUAAGCCAAAUCCUGAUAUAAACCCUGAAAUUCAAUCGCUCAAAGCCAAAUAUAUGCAUCCAUUUAUUAUGCAACUUUAUAAGCUUCUCUAUCAGCAUGAAGAUUUCCAAAAGUAUUUGAUCGCUUGUCUGACUGAGUCGGCAAAUGCAAAAGUAGCCUACGAUGAUAUAUGCUUGGACUAUGUAAAUGCUUGCAUUAUAGAUGAUACGGAGCUCAGUAAGCUUACUUAUAAAACUUUAUAUGCGAUUUUUGAUUAUUUUUGCAAAGAUGCUGGCAAUUUUUGUAAUGCGGCGCGUUAUAAAAGUAUUCUGGAAGUCUUCGCCAGUCUCGUCCAUGUAACGUGCUGUGCGGAAUUAUUCAAUUACUUUUGCUGUGGAGUGUUUGCUGAUGAUAUCAUAAGGUCACAAAUGUCCGCAGAUGUGCUUAUGCUGAGUUACCGUCUGGAAGAGCAGCAAUGCGGCUGGACUGAAAAUGCUUUAACAAAAGUGACCAAAUAUUGGAUCAAGUGCAAUAAUUCAUAUGCAAUCUUCUCGCAGAAUCCAAGUCAAUUGCACGUAGAACGCAUGCUUAAAUAUUUUCACAAUUUAAAAAAAUUACAUGAGCCACCUGCAUUCAAUUUACAUAACUAUCGCUAUAUUAGCUGUGUAUUCGCUAACCAAAUUGACAAACAUCAUUUGUGGGUGAUGAAACUGCAACGCCUAUUUCAGAGUCCACUGAACGAUAUUGAACAGUAUUACGAAAUUCUUGCUCUAAUAUCGUUGGUAUCGACCUCGUCAAAAUAUUGGUUGCUGAACUUGCCAACUGGCUUGAAGGAGCUGUUAGUAAAGGGCACCUAUGACCGCUUGAAUAACGUGUUUUUUAAGCUGGCGCUUAAUACCGAUUCAGCUUCAAGACUGCUCAUCCUAGAAACACUAAUGCCGGCAAAAUCUGUUGCCACCAGCUGUUGGUACGGGCAACGCUUUCUGCAUAUGUGCCAAAAGAGCGGAAAUCCGAAGAUUAUUUCUCUGACAGAACAGCAUGUACCUGCCCCAGAGUUGCGCCCACUUUUAGAUAUGAUACAGCCAUCGUAUUCGUGUCCUAAACCCAACACGGACAGUCCGCAAAUUAUUUAUAACAAUCUGGCAUAUAAGAGUAGACAACCUCAUCGUUGCACACAGUCAAACCUAAAACGUAAACGUUCUGAAUGUGACUCAAAGAAUAUUUUGGGACAGCUUCAGCUGAAUGCACAACAGUUAAGCUCCGUUGAAUUGGAUGCUACCGACCUAAAACAGCUAAGUGGUGUUGUUAAAACUUUACAAGAUAUUUUAACAAAACAGUAG